Molecule: messenger RNA, 5557 nt
Organism: Petromyzon marinus (sea lamprey)
Lineage: Eukaryota; Metazoa; Chordata; Hyperoartia; Petromyzontiformes; Petromyzontidae
Gene: CHTF18
Product: chromosome transmission fidelity factor 18
Molecular function (GO): ATP hydrolysis activity; ATP binding
Source: RefSeq, a predicted model, not a curated record
CCAAAUUCGCGCGGCGGUGACGACGGCGGCGGCCACAAGCAGCAGCAGCAGCAAGCAACAGCAAGCAGCGGCCUCCGUGAACGUCGUCGUUUAUAAACGUCGCAGCGCUCACAUUUACGCGUACACGAGCAUCGUAAAAAGGAAAGCAACUCUCUCGCCAUGGCCGAAUGGGACUACUUCGACGAGUUCGAGGACGAGUACGCGGACGAGUUGGAAGUCUUGAUGGAGUUCGACCACGAGUCGACCCGAAAAAAGGAAGAGCCUCGGGUCGCCCGUCGCGAUGUGCAGCCCACAUCCUUCGAGGAGGCCCUCCAGUCAGGGGACGUCAGGGCCGGGAGGCCCAGCGCUGCCCCCAUGAAUCCCCCCGGAUCCGGAGAGGUCCACUCCAGCAAGAGGGACGCGGAAGACAUGCUGGCGAGUGCCGUCAGAGACCCUUCUACGCCCAAGCGCAAGAGGCCCCGACUGGAUGCCAUCAAGCGGCUGGAAUUUACGGCCGAUCUCCUGCCCAAACCUGCGCCCACCCAACCGGUGGCCUCCCAACCCGGGGAUGAGUCAAGCGGGAGCCACGACAACGACCUCAGCGGCUUCCACUACCUCGACGUCUCCCCGCCCGACGUGCAGGCAGAUAGACGCGGCAACCAACCCAAGCGGGCGGUAUCGAUCACCGCGGACGCCGUGGCGACCGUCGCGGUGGCUGAUGACGUGGAGAGGAAGCGGGUCCUGAAGCGGCCGCCUGUGACGGACGACUUUGUGAACGUGACGGUGCCGGGUGGCGACCGCUACUACUUGGCGCUGGGCGCGGACAGCAGCAGCCACGCGGCUCCCAUGAAUCCAGACUUGAUGUUCCGGAGCCAAAUGUCGCUGCAGCUUUUGAGCGUGCCGUUCGAGAUGCUCAAAGACCAAGUAGUUAGGGAGAAGCGUGCGAAGGUUCUGGAAGAGGCUGAGAGAUUCGUCACUUUGCUUAACAGCCGAGUAGCUCAGGAGAUCGAGGACUCGGAGGAGUUGGGUGGUGAGGGCGGUGGCGGUGAUGAUGAUGGAGGCGGAGACGAGGUGGAUGGUGACGAUGGGACAAAGAGCACGGGGCUCUGGGUUGAUCGUUUCACCCCACGGCACUACACGGAGCUGCUCAGCGACGAUUACAUGAACCGCUGCCUCCUCAAGUGGCUCAAGCUGUGGGACAUGGUCGUGUUCGGCCGCGAGAGGAAGAAGAAGCCACCGCCCGUGACGGCAAAUGAGGAGCAGCCGCAGCAGCAGCAACAGCAGAAACGGGGUGACAGCAGGCAGCAGUGGGCGCAGAAAAAAAAGAAGGGCGAGUGGCUGCCGAGGGAUGAGUGGGAGAAGCAACAGGGCUGGACUCGCAAGGGUGGCGGCACCAACAAGAACUGGAAGAGCAAAGCUCAGAUCACGGAGGACAUCCUGGAGGAUGAGCUGGAUGCACACAACCGUCCCAAGUACAAGGUGGUGCUGCUGUGUGGGCCUCCCGGGCUGGGUAAGACAACACUGGCGCACGUGGUGGCGCAUCAUGCCGGCUACAACGUCGUGGAAAUGAACGCCAGCGACGACCGGAGCCCCGAGGUGUUCCGCACGCGCAUUGAGGCGGCCACGCAGAUGAAGUCGGUGCUGGGUGCGAGUGAGCGGCCUAACUGCCUCGUCAUCGACGAGGUGGACGGGGCGCCCUUGGCGGCCAUCACCACCCUCCUGACCCUCGUGAACCGGAAGGACACCAAGGAGACCGGGGGAGCAGCUACAGGGGGCCGACGGCGCAAGAAAGAGGGAGGCCUCUUGCUCAGGCCCAUCAUCUGCAUCUGCAACGAUCUGUAUACACCUGCAUUGAGGCCGCUCAGGCAGCAGGCGCUCACACUCGCUUUCCCGCCCACCAUGCCAUCGCGACUCGCACAGAGACUCCUCGAGAUCUCGAGCCUGCAGGGCCUCCACGUGGACAUGGGCGUGCUCCUGGCUCUCUGUGAGAAAACCGAGAACGACAUCCGCUCAUGCAUCAACACCCUGCAGUUCCUGCAGGGCCGGGGACAGAGUGAGCUGAACAUUCACACCGUGCAGUCCCUGAGCAUCGGCCUCAAAGACCAGACCAAGGGGCUCUUCCCAGUGUGGCAGGAGAUCUUCCGGCUGCCUCGGCCACAGCGAAAGCGGGUGAGUCGCGACGCUGCCGGUGAGCUGUUCCCCACUGCGCCCUGGGAGGUCGGCGUGGGCCCCACAGAGGGGCGCGCCACGAUGAGCACAGGCGCCGCCCGAUUCCACAGCUUGCUUCACCUCGUCUCCGCCAACGGAGAGUACGAGAAGCUGACGCAGGGCCUGUUUGAGAACUACCUGGCCGCGCGCGUCAAGGACCCCCGCAUGGAGCUCGUGUGCCUGGGCACCGAGUGGCUCUGCUUCCAGGACCUAGCAAGCUGCUCCAUCGCCCGUGGCCAGAACUACGUGCUAAUGCGCUACCUGCCCUUCGUGGCCGUCGCAUUCCACUUCCUGUUUUCUACCAACUCGCCGCCACGCCUCAACUACCCCAACAGCAACUUCGAGAUGCAGAGGAAGCUGGCGCUGUCGCAGAACCUGGUGACGAGCAUGAUCGGGGAGGCGUCGGCACACAUCAGAACCCACGUGCCAGCCCUCGCCCUCGUUCUCGACUCCCUCUGCCUCAUCCUCGACAUCGUCUCGCCCAAAAUGCGGCCCGUGAACACGCAGCUGUACAGUGCUCGGGAGAAGCAGCAGCUGUCCGAGUUGGUGGCCACCAUGCUCGCAUACAACCUCACCUACCGGCAGGAACGCACGCAGGACGGACAGUACACCUACCUGCUCGACCCCAACAUGGAGGCGGUGGCACGCUACCCGAGCCUGCCCCAGCGCAAGCAGCUGUCAUACCAGAUGCGGCAGCUGAUAGCGCGCGAGGUGGAGUUGGAGCGGGUGCGGCGCACAGAGGCCGCGGCGAUCGCACGCAACUCGACUGAGCGUCGGGACGGGACCAGGGCACAGACAGCGGGACCCAAGAACCACCAGAAGCGCCUGGAGCACUCGCUUCGCAGUAUCGUCGUGAACGACAAGUUGGCACCGCCCGAGACAGAUUUCUUCGGCCGCCCUGUGGUACGACGGGAGCCAGCGCUGGCAGUUUCAGUGCCAGUGGACGGCGUGCCGGUGCCGGAGCCCAUCGAGCAGCGCAUUGGGAGGGCGGUGGGCGCCAGUGACGUGUGGUUCCGCUUCAACGAGGGCUUCUCCAACGCCGUGCGCCGCAACCUGCACGUGAAGGACCUCCUGUGAACGUUUUGCCUAUCGGAGGCGUCGCCGGGGCGUGAUUCUCCGUCUGGGGGGUGGCUGUUUGGGGCCACACACCGGCCUUGUGCAGGACUCGGCGAAGACUGCCUUCGGAGGCCACUGCCCGUGAACAACCGAUGAGCACCGUUUGACGUGGAACUCGUACAUUUCAUCACCUUCGUAAUACGACGAGGACCGAUCCGUGCGCGCAUCUCACCUUGCUCUCCAACGUGCGGCUAUAUGAAAGGUCGAAGCAAACGAUGCCAGGAUGAAAGUACAGUACGCGUUACCGUGUGGGAACGAGAUGUAAACGUUUUAUUUGGGAAGAUAACAGAUGCAAUACAACGGGUGUAUAUCACGGGUAAAAAAAAUACUGACAUCCAUCACACCUUGUUUAAUGUUCAUAGUUCUAAAAAAAUCACAGGACGGGUGACUGACAUGACUCUUAACAGCGAUUCGCACAAGGGAAAGCGAAGGGGUCAUUGUGAAACGGUUGAGCGACACGGGCCCCCGGGGUGCCGCGGUCACAGGAUGAUGCACUUGCCCUUGUCCACCCAGGGGUUUUCCUUCAUGAGCUCGGGGUUGAGGAUGGGGUCCGUUGUUGCCCCCUCCUGCACCCAGCCCACCAGACUGUCCCCACGCAGCACACCCACACAGCACACCCCUCCGAUGACCACGGUCUGCUGCAUACACUGCGAAAGAAGGUUCAACACAUACGUACAUGCCCCCGCGUUAAUCGCAUACAACACAUGCACGCAACAUGCUGUACAUGGUGUAUGUGUGUACGUGUACAUCUGGUAUUUGAUUUUUUUUUUAGUGUGUAAGCCGAGAUCUUCACAAUAAAAGUCUGUAUUGGUUCUAUCGUUACACCACUGCUCUGUGUUCUAAUGCUUGUGUAGUUUUCCGUGGUCGUGCCGUGUCGCUCUCAGACUUGUUUUCUGGCUUUACCGCGUGCUGUUCGGUUUGAUGUCCGACGUUUCACUCUGCGAGUGCAAUCAAAGAGCUCUAUUUUUUUGUGUCCUGCUCACAAAAGGGCCUUCCAGUUGCAAACAAUGAACGCUGUUGUGGAAGGGGUUCAUAGGGAAAGAGCCGGCCGGUAAUACCAGAUUGCGAUUAAUCUCUGCAGCAAAAGCGCUCUUGCUCGUUCGGAGGUUAUCAGGUCAGCUCACUGGCCAGUGGCUGAUUGCGUAGAACACCGUGUGGAAUCUAGGUAUUUGCAGGACAUUUAGAAUCCUCGUGAAACACUGCUGUAUGUUCUCCAGCUGGCUCCGUCAAGGCAGUGCUCCUCCGAGCCGAAAAUUUCAAUCCAACGUGAUGUGACAUGCACCCCUUGAGGGGCUUUCUUUUCCCUUGGUUUUUCAUUAAAACGAAAAAAGUGCACUGUGAACUCUGUGACCCGAGUUCAGUUCCCGGUCACGGUUAACAUCAGUGGGCAAGGUCCUGGGUGCCACCUUCACCAACCCGCGUUGACCGGCGUGAUGAAGUAUGGUCAAACAACCCGCAUGACCGACACGACAUGGGGAGGAGGAGCCCUUCCAGCAGUAGAUUAACAAAGGGCUGUAUUUUUUUUGCACCAAUUGCCACUCCCUAUGGCAUGCAGGCCCUGGCCCUUAUGUCGUUAUCCUUAAGGAGUCAGUCCCUGAAAUGUGUCAGUUAUUUUUGGGUUUCUGCUUGCGAUGUUUGCAGUUAGAACAGAUCAAGUUUGGAAAAAGUGAUUAAACAAUAUACCUCCAGCAGUGGAUAAACCGUGGCUGACGAUGAUGGGUGGAGCGUGCCAACUCUUGUUCUGCCUUUGCCGGGCAAACACUGGCAACAUCCUUAAUUUUCAAACAAAUGCAAUUGCUGUAUGUGAUUUAAAUAAUCAUUUGCUCAACUUUUGUCAACUCCCCACUGUUGGUUGUGUGGAUUGUUUAACCAUACGUCAUGACCAUCACCCUCGCUGGUUGGUGAAGUCGAGAGGCCCACGACUGGCUAUUACACGCCACUGAUGUUAGCCGUGGACGGGAAUCAAACUCGGGUCUCGGUGUGCAGUGCUCAAAUCGCUGUACUACUCUUCCACCUUGGUGACUUAAAGGAGUAAUAGUACCUUUGUAAAAAAAUAUAUCACUAUGGUGCUGUUGUGAAUGGAAGAGAUGUCAUUUGAGAACCGAUGUAGCUAGCAGUGCAACAGCACCUUGUGUUGGAGAACAGUCAGACGAUGGCAUUGACAACGAUUAUACUUAAGUAACUUGAUCAGGCGUUUGUAUCCACAUUCGUGACACAUCUUGUAACGCGUCAAUAAAAAAACACGCGACUUUCA